GACAACAAAUUGAAAGGUGGUGAAAGUCAGGGAGAGACAGGCCACUUCUUUAAUCGCUUCUGAACACACAGAGCAUGGAUGCUGGGAUGGACCUGCUCCACAGCUCUGGGGUGGAACUGGUGCAGUAUCUACAGCUGAAUUACAGGGACUCCCAGAGCUGGUUCACUUUUAUCUCCAUUGCUGCUGAUCUAAGAAAUACUUUCUAUGUUUUCUUCCCCAUCUGGUUCCACCUGUGUGAGGCAGUGGGCAUCAAACUCAUCUGGGUGGCUGUCAUCGGAGAUUGGCUCAACCUCAUCUUUAAAUGGAUAUUAUUUGGUCAGAGACCUUACUGGUGGGUUCAUGAAACUUCAUACUAUGGCAACUCAUCUGUUCCUGUUCUAGAGCAGUACCCCAUCACCUGUGAAACUGGACCAGGAAGCCCCUCAGGUCAUGCUAUGGGAUCAGCUGGGGUUUGGUAUGUAAUGGUGACAGCACUGUUGGCCUCUGUGCUUCAGGAAAAGCAGCAUUGGGUCCAAAGUAGAUGUGUUCAUGCUGGACUUUGGACAAUAUUCUGGGUGAUUCAGUUCUGUGUCUGCUUAUCUAGAGUGUUUGUGGCCACACACUUCCCUCAUCAAGUCUUCCUAGGAGUCCUUUCAGGAAUGGUUGUGGCGGAGAUGUUUGGCCGGCUUAAUGCAAUCUACAAUGCAAGCCUCAAGAAGUAUCUGCAGAUCACUCUCUUCCUGUCCUCCUUCGCUCUGGGCUUCUACCUGCUGUUGAAAGCGCUGGGAGCCGACCUGCUGUGGUCAGUGGAGAAAGCCCAGAGAUGGUGCGCCCGAGCAGAGUGGAUCCACAUUGACACCACUCCCUUCGCUGGGCUGGUCAGGAACACGGGAGCCUUGUUCGGAUUGGGAUUAGCUCUGAACUCACCCAUUUAUGCCGAGAGCUGCAAGGGAAAGAGAAGCCAGCAGUUCAGCUUCAGAUUCAUCUGCAUUGUGGCCUCACUAAUCAUCCUGCACCUCUUUGACUCUGUGAAGCCUCCAACGCAAAGGGAAUUCCUGUUUUAUUUCCUGUCCUUCUGCAAAAGUGCCACCGUGCCUCUGGCAGCUGCAGCUUUUAUCCCAUUCUGUGUGUUACAGGUUGUAAACAGACAGGAGAAGAAGGUUUUGUAGAUUUCUGAAGUGAAACAUAAUUGCAGGUGAUAGGGUGUAGUGUCAGAGGAGGAAUCAGCCUACUGCUAACAGGUUUAUGUACGUUGCACCAGAAAUGUGGCGAUUUUCUACUCAAAGCUCACUUUAAAUAUUUUUUUAACACUUCCGUGUCGGAAAAACAAGUGAAGCAAAGUCUGGUUGAAGUUUGCAAGGAGCUGUUUCAACAAUGUGUUAUCUGGAGGUGACUGCCAGUAAUAGCAAGAGACAAAAGAUUAAUCCUUUUGCACGAUAGCUCUCUCCGUUACAAUCAUAGAGAUACUGGAGCAUUUUUAAAAAUAAAUUAACACCACUAUUAAACUACCUGACGGACAAAUGCUCUAAAUAUAUCGUAAAAUUUUUAUUAGCUUUAAACUAUAAAAUUUAAGGAAAUUGGAUCAUUUUAACUUUUUCUGUUGUUGAAAGCAGAUCACAGUGUUGUUUCCACAGUAUAUUACAACUGCUAACUCACCAGACGUUUUGUCCACACAUCAAUGGGAAACUGAUUAAAUAAUUUUAAUUAACUGCCUCUUGGCUGGUGGCUAGUAUGGAUGGAGAAAGGUGGAAUGAGGGGACAUUAGCUUUCAUAGCUUUGGCACUUUAAAUCUCAUCUUAACCUGCCAGAAUUCAGGCAUGGACAGACCACCUCCUCAUUUAAAUAGCAAAGCCACAACCUAAUGUUGUCAUUGGGACACACACAAUUUUAACUGCAGGUUCAACCUUGGCCUGCAGCCCCGUACCCAGCAGCAGAAACUGGAGGCCAUGGGCAAACCGGCAGAUUCACUUCAAAAAGAUUGUUUCAUGGUUUCUUGUGUCCACAGCAGGACUCUUGCUUGUCUUGGCACCUCCUCAGCUCUGGACUUCACCAGCCUUCCUCAACUGUCCUAUUCCUUCUGAGGUUUCUCCUUCCAAUCUCUGUCCCAUCCUGCAACAUUUGACUCUAGUCCGCUAUUUCUCACUCAAUUCUCACUCAAGGAGAUGUUAUUCUUUUUGAGGACUGGACCUGAGUCCCUACCCGAGCAAUUCCUUGCUAGAAUUAAAAUCAAAACCUUUGUGCCCAUGGUAUGAUUGGGUUCAUCCAUUCAGACUCAUAACUGAAUGUGAAAGGCAAUGAUGAGGUGUUGUGCCCUUGCCUCUUAGGGGACUGGAGCAGCAGUAAUGUAUAUGUGUCAUUUGCAACAUACAACAGGAAAUGGUUCCCAACCUAUUCCCAAAGACUAGCCCUAGAGAGUGAUCUGCCUUUUUAAAAGAUAAGAGAUUGUUCUUGCAAUCUCUGAGGUUCAUUUUUAUUGGUAAGAAAAUUUGGGCAGUUUCAUGGAUUUAAAAUAUGGAGUGUUAUUUAUUUUUUUAUUGAUUUUUUUUGGGAGGGAAAAGUAUGAAAUGAAUAAAAUGUACUUGAAAAAAUUGGUGGUGAUUAAGUUCCUUGUCAUUGUGUAAGUUGUAACAUUUGGUUAUAUUUUAUUAUGAAAAUUUUCCAA
This is a messenger RNA of Pristis pectinata (smalltooth sawfish), 2641 nucleotides long. Its product is annotated as glucose-6-phosphatase catalytic subunit 1-like. The record is from RefSeq and is a predicted model, not a curated record. Gene Ontology annotation, biological process: gluconeogenesis; glucose 6-phosphate metabolic process. Gene Ontology annotation, cellular component: membrane. Gene Ontology annotation, molecular function: glucose-6-phosphatase activity. The transcript has 5 exons. NCBI's taxonomy places the organism in Eukaryota, Metazoa, Chordata, Chondrichthyes, Rhinopristiformes, Pristidae. The coding region runs from base 75 to 1148 and encodes 357 amino acids.